Xenopus laevis (African clawed frog) is the source of this 5210-nucleotide messenger RNA. It is a transcript of the gene tcf3.S, whose product is annotated as transcription factor 3 S homeolog. Gene Ontology annotation, cellular component: transcription regulator complex; chromatin; nucleus. Gene Ontology annotation, biological process: regulation of transcription by RNA polymerase II; regulation of DNA-templated transcription. Gene Ontology annotation, molecular function: RNA polymerase II cis-regulatory region sequence-specific DNA binding; protein dimerization activity; DNA-binding transcription factor activity, RNA polymerase II-specific. The record is from RefSeq and is a predicted model, not a curated record. Lineage: Eukaryota; Metazoa; Chordata; Amphibia; Anura; Pipidae. The transcript is spliced from 21 exons. Bases 883 to 2856 code for a protein of 657 amino acids.
UUUAUUUACACUCCAGUACUGCGCCUUCCCAGAACUGGCAAAAUGCCGACUUUAAAACCUGUUGCUAUUUCCUUUCCCUUUUAUUUACACUCGGUCUUAAACGGAAACAUUCAUGGACCUGGGAGCGUACACACGGCCCUGCCACGUAUUACGCAAAUCGCAAGAUGCAUGGAUGACAUACUAAGCCAUUGCAAAUGGGACUUCGUGCUGAACGCUGUAUGAGAACACCGGACUUUGACAAGUACACUGAAACCCAAGAACUUUGUAUGGUGUACAAAAACAUCGUUUAGUCUUUAUUAAAAAAAUUGGAAGGCUUGCCAACCCCCCAACCAGUUAUAUUACACGACUUCCAGCUUCGCCACAAAAAGAGCUCACGUGGGCGACUGAUGCGGACUAGACUCUCUGAUUGGCCAACGUGACCGCAAUUAAGCCUCCACAGUAUUAUGAUUCGCCAUCUUUAAGGGGCGGGCAGGGACUAGCGCGUGGUGACUCGGUUGUUGUGUAGCUCAAUUUAGCAAAAUACAUGUUCUUCCGCCGCAGAAAGAAUUGAAAAUAGUCCUUAACUCCCGCCUUCUUCUUGGGGUCUUCUUUGGGCGCAGGAGGGGCCGAGAAGCUAGUCGAAGCAUUGGAACUAGUUACAGUUGCUGUUUCUCAGACAAGAAGACAGACCUCUGAACCCCCCUCCUCUUCCCAAAUAACCCCCCAGUCAGGAGGGGGGCACAGGAAGGACCCCAGAAAUCAUCAAACAACCCCCAUCUCUGCUUUCAGCUUGAGGAUAGUAUAACUGCUCUCAGACCUGCUUCUCCUGGGGGACUAAUCCACUUCCUAUCUCCAUGCAAUCCUUCUGGCUGUUGACUUUGUAAAAAAAGGGUCUGGAGGAGAAUGAAUCAGCAGCAGAGGAUCACAGCUGUGGGCACAGACAAGGAGUUAAGUGACCUCCUCGACUUUAGCAUGAUGUUCCCUCUACCUGUGGCUAAUGGGAAGACCAGGCCUACUACGCUGGCCAGCACCCAGUUUGGAGGACCAGGUUUGGAAGAGAGAACGGGCUCUGGACCAUGGGGUGCAGAAGUUCACAAUGGAUCUACCUUUGACCAAGGGAGGGGUUAUGGAGAUGGAGCACAUUAUGGCGAGCAUAGGGAACUGCCAUCACACGAAGGGAACAUAUCUGCUCCUUUCCUUGCAUCUGGUCUUGUAGGAAAAAAUGAUAGACCUCCUUAUUCUACAUUUGGAAGAGACCCUGGGAUGACCAUGAAUCAGACUGCAUUUCUUUCUGGAGAUUUGGCAAUGAACAGUCCUUCUGCACUGUCGCCAAAUGCAGGAAAAGCAGGGUCACAAUAUUAUACAUACCCCAACUCACGGCGGCGACCUGGAGACAGUAGCCUUGAUGCCCAGCCAAAAAAAGUGCGAAAGGUACCACCAGGACUGCCUUCUUCCGUUUAUCCAGCAAACUCAGGUGAUGAAUACUGUGGUGACCGAGGAAAUUAUGCCUCCGCUAAGGCACCUAAUUCAGUGUAUCCUGGUGCAUUCUACAUGGCAGAUGCACUUCACAGUUCCUCCGAUAUCUGGGCUUCUUCAGGAGGUAUUGGGCAAGGAGGAUACAGUUCAGUCCUGAAUAGCUCUCAGUCAUCCGUCUCCCAGACAUCAGGAUUCAGCACCCUGCAUCCCCAUGAGCGAAUGGGUUUUCCAAUGCAUUCCGGGGAGGUGAACCCUUCUGUGACUUCCAGUUUCUCCUCUACCCCUGCACAGUAUGGGGUCUCCAGCCAUACACCCCCAAUCAGUACUGGGGAUACAAUGAUAGGAAACCGAGGGACAGCCACUGGAAGCUCGGGAGAUGCACUUGGAAAAGCACUAGCCUCUAUCUAUUCUCCAGAUCAUUCCAGUACCAACUUUUCCUCCACCCCAUCUACGCCUGUGGGUUCACCACAAGGUAUAACAGGUACAGGACAGUGGCCAAGAGCAAGCGGUCCUGGAGCUUUGUCUCCUAGUUAUGAUGGAACACUUCACACGUUGCAGAACAAGAUGGAAGAUCGCUUGGACGAAGCCAUCCAUGUCUUGAGAAGUCAUGCUGUGGGGCAGACAGGCUCCCUACCAGGAGGCCAUGAGGACAUGCACUCUCUUCUCAGUGCUACUGCUAGUGUUCUUGGAAGUGGCUUUUCUGCUGCUGUACUCUCUCUUGCCAAUCGACAUUCUAUGAUAAACUCUCAUACAGAAGAAGCCCUGCCUAGUGCUUCCAACAUGCUGCACAACCAGGUCACUGUUCCUCCACAGCCAGGAUCACUUUCUGAUCUUACCAGACCACAGGAUUCCUACUCAGGGCUUCCUGGGCUUGGCAGGGCAAUACCUCCAGGCAGAGUCCCAGAGAUAAAAAGGGAGAGUAAAGAGGAUGAGGAGAACCGAUCUGUGGCAGAUCUAUCGGAGGAUGAGAAGAAAGAGUCUAAGCCACAGAGAAGUCGGACUCGCUGCUCAAUUAACAGUCAAGAUGAAGAUGACGAUGAAGAUGAUGAUAACCUUCCCCCAGAGCAAAAAGCAGAGCGUGAGAAGGAGAGACGGGUAGCUAACAAUGCUCGAGAGCGGCUUCGUGUCAGAGACAUCAAUGAAGCUUUUAAAGAACUGGGGAGGAUGUGUCAACUGCACCUCAACAGUGAGAAACCACAGACUAAGCUGCUGGUUUUGCACCAGGCAGUCUCUGUCAUCCUCACUCUGGAGCAGCAAGUGCGAGAGCGGAACCUGAACCCAAAAGCUGCCUGUCUUAAGAGGCGCGAGGAGGAGAAAGUUUCAGGUGUUGACCCUCAAAUGGGCCUGUCUGGAGGACACCCUGGUGUUGGGGACUCUCACAACCCAGUGGGGCACAUGUGAGUUUCCACUGGCGCACUGGAAUAUUUUUCCCGAUGAUCCUUUGUUGCUGUUAUUGUUUUUUUAUAUUAUUAUAAAUUUCCUUUUUUGAAUUUUUUUUUUUCUUUGUGUUUUGGAAAACCUCCACGACACAGAAGUCUUUGUGGCCUUGACUUUAUUCUCCUGAGAUGUAGACACUCGCUGGAACUUUCCAAUGGGGGGGGCGGGAAGGACAAAAAAAAACUGACACAAACUGACAAUUUGUCUUUUCUGGACUUUUAUAAAGCAAAAGGAAGACAACGUGAGAAAUUGCCUUAACUGAAAACAAAAUCCAAUCGGUUUAUUUAAAGGAGGCUGCAGGGGAAAGGAGGCCUGCUCAGAUACUCCCUGCUACUAGUGAGUUGUGGGGAAGCAAGGAUAAUUUUUCUGUCCUUGUACCUACACAUCUACAACAAACUGAAUUUUUUUAAAUAAAAGAAAAAAUGGAAAACCGUGAAAAAAAAAAUUAACGAAAGUUAGGCAUCAUAGAAAAAAUGUUUUUAAACUUAGAACAAAAUAGAAAUAAUUAUUUUUUUUCAGGAUUUUUUUUUCUUACGGUAACAUUUUUAUAUAAAAAUAAAUGCUGAACAAAAAUUUUAAAAACAGAAAAGGAACCCAACCCUAUACACUUGAUUGUAACCUGCCCCUUAAUUCCAUCUUGCACACCCUAGUUCUACCUUUUUACAUGCCGUUGUUUUCCAUACACUAUCUUGCUGCUCAUCCUAUUCCUUGUGCAUAUCAUGCACUCCUUUUAUUGGUGAUUAGGAAGCAAAACUAUUCCACUCUGCAUACAAACAUGAUGCAAAGAACAACCAUUGCAUUGUUGAUGUCCUGUGAACUGUUUAGCAGAACGGGGAUUUUGGGUGGGUUAUUCCAAUCUGGAAUUCUUCGUAAUAGAUGAGUGCUUCCCGAUUACAUCCAGUGUUGGGGGAGGUUGAUUUUUUAAAAAUGAACAGUUACUCUGAUUUAUAUUCCGCAAAAAUAAGUCUUCAAUUUAGAUAGGAUAAUGUAAGUCCACAGAGCAUUGUUUCUGAUGGAUGCAAGGGGUGUUGAACAAAUUACCCAUCAGAUCUAUUUGAUGAAAUGUAUUUUCUAAAAAAUAUUAAAAACCCUCAUUGUCCCAUGUGUCACAUUUAAACUCCCUUUUAUUGCUCCUUUCACUAUUAUUCCUUUCCAUAUAAAAAAAAAACCUUACUGCAAUUUGUUUAAAUUUUUUUUUUACAAAAAUGUCUUGCUGUAUUUUUUUAAUUGAUUCUAUAUAUAAAAAUAUUUACUGAAAGUCCUGUUUUAACUCUCUGAAUAAACACAGCUGUAGCUCAGCUGACACCCGAAUGAAGAUCUGGACUGUCUUUAGUUCUCUCUCCCACAGCUUUUUAUAAGGGCUGUGCAUCAGUGUAGAAAUAUGUAGCAUUAAAUGUUAGGGUGCAGAUACCCUUAUUUUUGUAGAUAUGUGUUGUUUGGAAGGGUGCAGUGGGAUUUUGGAAUAUUUCUGGAAAACUGCCUUCAGACAUUCGUAAAUAUAUAUUUUUUAAUAUUUUAUUUUAAAUAUCCUGCCUUUAACAUGUCCAGCUAUGCUUACUUGUUACUGUCCUUAUACUUUUCUUGGUAUUCAAUUUUUUUCUUUGCAAUAGAGUUGAAAGUACCGUGAGAGGAUUAAAGGGGGUGCUCUAGCCAUAAUUUACAAGCAUUGAAGACUUGAUUUAUAGCAUGGGUUUAAUUGUUGUAUCUGAUCUAGAAACAGAAUGCCUUGAGUGCAAGUCCAUGACUUCAACAGAAAUAAGCAUGGUCAACUUCCAGAAUCCUCCGCUAAGCAUGCCAUUAAGCUUUGUAUAUUUCUUUUUUCUUUUAUAGUCCUGUGUGUUUUUGUUAAAAUAAAAUUUAAUUUGUUUAAUGCUAUUACGCAUAUGACAAUAACAUUUUGCUCCAUAUUGCAAAGGCAGGGAAUGAAGAGGCCUUAAUACCCCAAAUCAAGUAAUUACAACUCAAAAGUAUUUUAGAAAAACAAUACAUUUUUUUUUUUUUUUUUUUGAAGAAGCACAAACAGAAAACAAAUGGUAUUUCUUUAGUGCCUCUGAUAUUUUUUUUUUCUAAAUUUUAUAUGUGUCAAAUCAGCUGGCUGGAAUAUUUGGAAUUUUUAAUAACAAAAAUAAUCCUAACUUUUUUUAUGUAGGUUUUGAGAACUGUCCUGUACAUAAAUCUGUGUUGCAGCAAUACAUGUAAGCUUUUAUAACUAUAUAACUUCUUGAAUCCCGUUCUUUCAGAUGUUGUAUACGAUGAAUGAUAAAAAGGAAAUACAUUUAAAAAAAAACAUUGUAAUAAAAGAUUUGCAUUGUAUUAAA